CCUUCUUUCUGAGACAAAUGAUCUUUGCUACAGGAUUUUGCAAAGGCGCUUGAACUUCUUCUCGCUGCAGCAGAAGCAGGCAUUCGAGAUUCAACGGUACUUUGGAGCUCGUCGACUCAGAGGAGUGAUGGGCGUGACGCAGUUUGAAGUGGGUCGCUUCUACAAGGAAGGCAUCGGAGUUGAUGCAAACAUGGACCUGGUGCAUGGUAGACAUUCUUCUAUCGCAUGCGUGAAUCAAACGCAGGCUGUCAAGUACUUCAAGGCCGCCAUGGAUCCCUCCACGGACGACCACAUUAACUCUCUGUCAGCUUACGAGCUCGCAAAGAUCUACAUUCAGGUCCGCUCGGUUUCGAGGGUUUAAAUUUGCAUGAUGGGCUUUAUAGGACAAGUACGAGCCAAGCGUUGAAUCGAGGAAGGAAGGGCUUACGUUCCUAGAGGUUGCAUGCAAGCAGAGGCACCCUGAAGCAUGGUAUCAAAGUGAUGAAAACCAGCUUCAUUUUCUGAAUGCUCGCAGCUACAUGUUAGCAAACCUGUACUUGGAAGGACAUCUCGUGCCAAGGUCAAAGAAGCAGGGUAUAUCAUACUUGAAGAUUGCAGCUCAGGGGGGGCACAAGGCAGCUUCGAAUGCACUUCGUAAGGUUAAAGGAUGAUGUUUGCUGUGGGACAUGUCAUGAUCUUUCUUUAUCUGGCUCCGUCUCUGGCUGUGAACAAGCUCCUACUGUCUAUCUCUUUCCUUAUCACCUCAUUUCGCCAUGCUUGAACCUUCAUCUCUACCUCUAGUCGAUCUCAAUUCUAUCCGA
This is a messenger RNA of Guillardia theta CCMP2712, 800 nucleotides long. RefSeq lists its product as hypothetical. The transcript has a single exon. Lineage: Eukaryota; Cryptophyceae; Pyrenomonadales; Geminigeraceae. The record is from RefSeq and is a predicted model, not a curated record. Bases 128 to 361 code for a protein of 77 amino acids.